GAAUAUUAAAUAGUGAAAUCCAAAGUAAACUUUCUAAACCAGUCAAAGGAUCUUUUGUUUCUGCUCACAUUUGUUGUGAUCUGUUUCAUACCGACUACUGCAGGCUGCGACGCUUACCUGAUAUCAGGACUUCUAGGUGAAAGAAUCCGAUUUCGUUCCCCAACUGGCUUGCGGCAGAUAAACCACCGAGAGCGCGAAGAACAUUCAUCUACACCCACGGUCAACAUCAUGCAAAUCCUCUUCGAUACCCUUAUCCUCCUCGGCACAGCCUACGCCCUCCCCUCCAUUCAACACCAGCAUCGAGCCAUCCCAAACGCAACAUGGGAAUUUUCCGUAUACCAAAAUGAUCACUGCACGGGAGAAAUAACGCUCUUCUCCGGAACCAGGAGCACAUCUUGUCGCGACGCAAUUCUCAAUGGCGGAGCACUGUCCUACAUCCCAGACAAAAUCACAGAUUCCCAUUGCAGGGUGCAUCUCUUCAACGAUAACCACUGUUCUGGCAACCGGACUGUCAGCGUCUUUGGGAAGGAUAUCAAGCCGACCUGUCGAGUGCCGAGAUGGGGAGGAAGCGAGACUCAGAUCAAAAGUUUCUAUGUGAAAUGUUGAUUUGAGUUAUGUUCUAUUCUGAAUCCGACCUUCUACUCUGGGAGCAUUGUUUGAGAAGUGGGCUUCUAUGUCGGAUCAAUGGCGAAGUCGAAUUCCGUAUUUACGAUUAUGCAUUAUGCUCUGC
Aspergillus pseudonomiae is the source of this 730-nucleotide messenger RNA. RefSeq lists its product as uncharacterized. The transcript has a single exon. Bases 229 to 606 code for a protein of 125 amino acids. NCBI's taxonomy places the organism in Eukaryota, Fungi, Ascomycota, Eurotiomycetes, Eurotiales, Aspergillaceae. The record is from RefSeq and is a predicted model, not a curated record.